AUGAAUGCCCCUAGGUCUCAGAAACCCUUACUUGUUUUGUCUGAUUGCAUUACUGAGUUAAGACAGCUUGAAACCGAAGCUAAAUGUGAGACUGUGGAGUUGCAGAAAGGAGAUGCCAAGUCCAAUGAAGAAACUCAAGGUAAAAAGAAUGAUGCCAUGAAGAACAAGAUAAAACAGAUGACGGACGUGUCACGGAUAAAGACAACUCUGACAAUUGUUGAAGGAGAACGAGACCGAUAUAAGGCAAAACUACUGGCUGAAGAAAAUUCCAGACACCAACUGGAAGAGCAAAUAAAAAAGCUGGAGCAUGGUCAUGCUUCUUUGAACAGCGAGAAGUCCCAUCUCGAAAUUGAAUUCAAGACCAUGCAACAGAAACUGGACAUCAUGGAUAAGUUGUACCAACAGAAAGAGAAUGCACUCCAGCAAAAACUAACACAGGAAGAGUAUGAGCGUCGUGAAAAGGAGCAGAAACUAUCUGAAGUCGAUAGCAAGGCUGUGCAAGCACGAGAGGAAUUAAAGAUUUACAAGCAAAGAAUUCAAGAAAUCAGGGAGGAAUUACAAAAAACAGACCGCUUUUAUAAAAUUCAGAUUGCAUCUCAUGAAAAGAAAGCACAUGAAAACUGGCUUAAUGCACGAGCUGCUGAAAGGACUUUAGUGGAAGAGAAGAGAGAAACUUCAAACCUAAGACAAAAACUUGUUGAAGUUAAUGAUAAACUCAAAGAAAUCCAAAGAACUUCCCUAAUUAAAUCAACCCCUGGCCGCCCAGAUAGACAGAUCCCACCACCACAUAGAGGCACACUGAACCAUAACAACUGCUACGGCCCACCUCCUGUGAGUGGAGGUGACCCUUCCCACCCACCAAUGAUUGAGGGCCCUGGGCACCCUCCUUCUGCUCCUGUGGGCAGAAGAGAACCCUUCGGUCACAUGGAUGGUCAAUUUGGUCCAAGAAGACCCCCACCUGAAACUUCCACACGAUUUUCUGGCCCUGAACGUGGACUUCCACCUCCAUUCAGAGCAGAUGUUGGAGAAUGUGCCCCACCAUUGAUUUCUAGUGGCCCAAGGACUUCCUCGCCUAGCAUUCCAUUGGAUGACUCGGUAAGUCAGCGAGAUGGUUUGAUAACUAGUAAUACAACAUAAGUUGUCUCUUCUUGUAUCUCUGUCCUGUAUUUUUUCUUUCUUCAUUCACUUUUUCCUCUUCUGUUCAAAAGCAAAUCCCUGUUGAACCUCAGGCUUUAUCUUCUUCCCCACCAAAAGAACCAGCUACUGUGAGUAUACAGAGCAGGGUUGCAUGGUGUAUGUAACUAAUUGUGGGGACUGAUAUGCUUUAUAAAAAUGUAUGUAUUUAUAUGGGGAGCACACCAGAAAUGUGGAUUAUAACAUACACCACUAACGGAAGAGGGCAUAGUUCAGCAGCUUUUCCCAAGUGCACCUGCUUUGUUUAAAUUAAGCCAAGUAAUUGAUUUUUUUUAAUUCAUUUUUUUAGAUGAACUCUAAAGCUGAAGAUGCACCAUCAUUUCCAGGGGCUCCGAUCAUGAAUUCACCAGUGACCGGUCCUGCACAUCCACCACCAUCAAAAGGAUUUGCCCCUCCACCAAUGACCAGACCUCCCAACGGAUAUGGCCCUCUGCCCUUCGCUGGGCAUCCUCUACCUGUCCCAGGCCCUCGCUACAGACCUCCACAUCCAGUUAGAGGACCCUAUGGUCGCAUGCUAUA
Polyodon spathula (Mississippi paddlefish) is the source of this 1713-nucleotide messenger RNA. RefSeq names its product transport and Golgi organization protein 1 homolog. The transcript has 12 exons. The record is from RefSeq and is a predicted model, not a curated record. Gene Ontology annotation, cellular component: endoplasmic reticulum exit site; endoplasmic reticulum membrane. Bases 1 to 1137 code for a protein of 378 amino acids. Gene Ontology annotation, biological process: endoplasmic reticulum to Golgi vesicle-mediated transport; protein secretion; vesicle cargo loading. NCBI's taxonomy places the organism in Eukaryota, Metazoa, Chordata, Actinopteri, Acipenseriformes, Polyodontidae.